Messenger RNA from Hyposmocoma kahamanoa, 1110 nucleotides. RefSeq names its product zinc metalloproteinase nas-4-like. Gene Ontology annotation, biological process: proteolysis. NCBI's taxonomy places the organism in Eukaryota, Metazoa, Arthropoda, Insecta, Lepidoptera, Cosmopterigidae. The transcript is spliced from 6 exons. The record is from RefSeq and is a predicted model, not a curated record. Bases 24 to 905 code for a protein of 293 amino acids. Gene Ontology annotation, molecular function: zinc ion binding; metalloendopeptidase activity.
GACGUGAGAGGAAAUUAGUCAAGAUGUUGCGGUUGGUAGCUGUGUUGGCUUUGGUGGCUUUGGCGGUGGGCUCGCCCUCAGUGGUGAGGUCUAGAGAAGAAAUUGAAUACUUUAGACACUUCUUGGAAAGCACUCAAAUCGACGAUGGCACCAACCUGGAAAUGAGGCAGACCUCUCCCUUGGCGAACCCUGAGGAGAACAGCGGCAAAUUCGAAGGCGAUAUUAUUCUCGACGACUUCAUGAUCCAGGAUAUGCUAAAAGAAUACGCCACGGGCCGUAACGCUUACAUCUGGCCCGAUACCAAGUGGCCCAACAACACUGUUGUUUGGGAAUACGGAGAGGGAGAGUUCGGUCCUCUACAACAAGCAGCUAUCGAGGAAGGCAUCGCCGACAUCGAGAAACACACCUGCAUUAGGUUCCGCAAACGGGAGCCUGAGGAAACCGUCUAUGUGCGAGUGACUGGCACUGCAAGCGGCUGUUUCGCCAAUGUUGGUUACUGGGAACCUCGAGGCAUUCACACUAUGAAUUUGGCUCGCAACGAGCCUGGUGUCGGGUGUUUCCGCCACGCCACUAUUGUCCACGAGUGGCUGCACAUCCUCGGCUUUCUUCAUAUGCAGUCCACUUAUGAUAGAGACAACUACGUGAGGAUCGUUGAGGAGAACAUUAUGGCAGGUACAGAAAACAACUUCCAAAUCUAUAGCAAUGAGCUCGUAUCCAACUUGGGAAUCGAAUACGAUUACGUGAGCUGCUUGCACUAUAGUGCCUAUGCUUUCUCCGCCAACGGUGAGAAGACUAUUAUUGCUCUGCAGGAACAUGAGGGUGACAUGGGACAGCGAAUAUUCAUCACCGAAAAAGAUUGGCUUCGCGUCAACCGGUACUACGACUGCCCUGGAGCUUGGGAAUAAACAAUUCCAAUAUUUACAUAAAUAUAGGUCGAAAGCACGUCAAGCCUGACAAGCCUGUCAAGCAUGAUGUGCCCUAUACCAUAAACAUCGAGUAUAUAACCAGAAAUAGAGACGAAAUGGCAUUUAAUUUGUUUGAAAACUAUUCUGCCAUAUCAUCACUGUGACAACUGCGCUCCGAUUGGCUAGCCUGAGUUCGAAACAAUUG